UUCAGUCGUCUCUCUCUUUUUCUACCGAAAACGGUAACAGCAGCAGGCACUUUUCAGCAGCUGCUCCGUGCGUGCGUGUGUGUGUGCGAUCCGAACCGAUCUGUUCCGUUACGUUCCGUUACCGCUGCCGUUGCGUACCGCUACCGUUGUCCUCCGCAGGAUAACCGCAACUCCUUCGUGCUCCACUCGCUUGUUCCCCCAAUUGCUAGCCAAGUCCACGCCAAGCCGGAAGAAUGUCAUCCGCCGCAAAGAAACGCGACGCGCAGAAGAAGAAGGAUGCGCGCAACAAGAAGAUCCAACAGAUACCCUCCACGAAGAAGGCCAAUGGUGCUCCGGAACGCGAACUGACCGAGGAGGAGAAGCUGUGCGCCAAGCUCGAGGAGGAGGCCCGGAUCAGUGCGGAGGCCCGAUCCUGCACCGGAUCGCUGGCAGUGCAUCCGCGAUCCCGUGACGUCAAGAUCGCCAACUUCUCGAUCACGUUCUUUGGCUCCGAGCUGCUGCAGGACACCAUGCUGGAGUUGAACUGCGGACGUCGCUACGGUCUGAUUGGCCUCAACGGAUGCGGCAAGUCCUCGCUGCUGGCAUGUCUCGGAGGCAGGGAGGUGCCCGUACCGCCGCACAUCGACAUCUUCCAUUUGACGCGCGAAAUUCCGGCCAGCUCGAAGAGUGCGCUGCAGUGCGUCAUGGAGGUGGACGAGGAGCGCAUCAAGCUGGAGAAACUGGCCGAAGAGCUGGCCAUGAGCGAGGAGGACGAUGCCCAGGAGCAGCUGAUCGACAUCUAUGAGCGGCUCGACGAUAUGUCUGCCGAUCUGGCGGAGGUCAAGGCGGCCCGCAUCCUUCACGGUCUCGGCUUCGACAAGGCCAUGCAACAGAAACAGGCCAAGGACUUCUCUGGUGGUUGGCGUAUGCGUAUCGCCCUGGCCCGCGCUCUGUUUGUGAAGCCCCAUCUGCUGCUGCUGGACGAGCCGACGAAUCACUUGGAUCUGGACGCCUGUGUGUGGCUGGAGGAGGAGCUGAAGACAUACAAGCGCAUCCUGGUGCUCAUCUCGCAUUCGCAGGAUUUCCUCAACGGUGUCUGCACGAACAUCAUCCACCUAACGGGCAAGCGGCUCAAGUACUACACGGGUAACUAUGAGGCUUUUGUGCGCACACGCAUGGAACUGCUGGAGAACCAGAUGAAGCAGUACAACUGGGAGCAGGACCAGAUAUCGCACAUGAAGAACUACAUUGCUCGCUUCGGUCACGGUUCCGCCAAGUUGGCGCGACAGGCGCAGUCCAAGGAGAAGACGCUGGCUAAGAUGGUGGCCCAGGGUCUCACCGAGAAGGUGUCCGAUGACAAGGUGCUCAACUUCUAUUUCCCAUCGUGCGGCAAGGUGCCGCCACCCGUGAUCAUGGUGCAGAACGUUAAUUUCCGUUACAACGAUGAAACACCUUGGAUCUACAAGAAUCUGGAGUUCGGUAUCGAUCUGGACACACGUCUCGCCUUGGUGGGACCCAACGGAGCCGGCAAGUCCACGCUGCUGAAGCUGCUUUAUGGCGAUCUGGUGCCCACCUCCGGCAUGAUCCGCAAGAACUCGCAUCUGCGCAUCGCUCGCUACCACCAGCAUCUGCACGAGCUGCUCGAUUUGGACGCCAGUCCGUUGGAGUACAUGAUGCGCGCCUUCCCGGACGUCAAGGAGAAGGAGGAGAUGCGCAAGAUCAUUGGUCGCUACGGACUGACAGGUCGCCAGCAGGUCUGUCCGAUCCGUCAGCUGUCCGAUGGCCAGCGGUGUCGCGUGGUGUUCGCCUGGCUGGCCUGGCAGGUGCCGCACCUGCUGCUGCUUGACGAACCUACCAAUCACUUGGACAUGGAGACCAUUGACGCGCUCGCCGAUGCGAUCAACGAUUUCGACGGAGGCAUGGUGCUAGUUAGUCACGAUUUCCGUCUGAUCAACCAGGUGGCUGAGGAGAUUUGGGUGUGCGAGAAGGAGACGGUGACCAAGUGGAAGGGCGGCAUUCUGGACUACAAGGAUCAUCUCAAGAACAAGAUCACCUCCGAGAACGAGAAGAAGGCCAAGGCGGGAAAGUAGAUGCUAUCUAGUGGAUAGUUGCCAACUCCCACACACCCGCACACACACAGUCGCGCACCCACUACCCCCAAACACCCAAAACACCCCACAAACCAUCCACACAAGGACAUUCAGACCACUAUAUCCUUCCUCUUCAAUAGGCGGCGGGUGAUAUCCGGAUUUUGGGCUGCCCGCACGCUCGUCGUAAUUCAUUCUGUGCGAAAUUAGUCUUGAGUUUACACUACGCUAUAGUCAAGUCAUGUAAACAGCAAUUCGAUCGGCAAACAACCGUCAACAAUAAAUCGAAAACAACCAAUCCUAAACAACCAUACAUAAUAACACACCACUACCGUUGAAAACUCAACAAGAAUACACAAAUUUUAGCUGAAUUUUUUUCAUUUUAUGUGUCGAAUUAAACUAAAUAAAAAUUAUAAAUAUAUAAAUAUAUUAAAGUGGACAACAACAACAACAACCAGGAACUACAACUUAUAAAUACAACCAACCAACUACAAAACAGCUUGUGAUCUUGCGCUUAUAUAAUUUCGUUUAAUUCUUCGCUAGGUUUCAUAUAUAAAAACAAAAACAUAUAUAUAUAAAAAUAUAUUUUAUUUUUUGUAAUUUAUUUACGCCUUAACUAUAUUUACACAUUAAACAAUUAAAACUACAAUAACAAAAGUAUGUAAUUAAAGAUCUGAUUAAGCGAGUCGAACCAAAAUGUGUGAGAAACGAUGUUAAACUGCCCUCCCAAAUCCGAACCGUGAUUUUGUUGCUCGCGGAUUAGACAAAGACAGCGUGUGCUUAGCGAUUCAAUAUUCGAUUUAAAUUAAAUGAAACAAACAAAACAAAAAUACAGGCAAUGGAAGGAUUAAUGGGUAUUACAUGAAACGUACAUGCAUAUACAUAUAUGAAAAUUUACAAAUUACAUAAACAAAAAAGAAAAAAACAAGAUAUUAUAGGUUAUUUAACAAAUUGGAAUUGUAAACUCCAGCGAAAAACAAAACGUUUUGUAUGCAAACACAAAAAACAAGAAACAUAUACAAUGCGAUAUAGAAAUCUAA
Drosophila subpulchrella is the source of this 3106-nucleotide messenger RNA. Its product is annotated as ATP-binding cassette sub-family F member 2. Gene Ontology annotation, molecular function: ATP binding; ATP hydrolysis activity. The record is from RefSeq and is a predicted model, not a curated record. Bases 234 to 2069 code for a protein of 611 amino acids. The transcript is spliced from 5 exons. Lineage: Eukaryota; Metazoa; Arthropoda; Insecta; Diptera; Drosophilidae.